AUGCAUGACACAAUCCCCACCUCCAGCACUCCCACCGAGGACAUUUCUCCCCUCAGCGAGAAGUAUAUCACCUACGUCGAGUGCCUGGCAUGGAAAGAGGGCUACUGCGAAGCCAUGUCCGAGAUGAUUGACCUGUUGCAAGUUGAAAGGGCCAAGCUAGAUGAUAUGAAAGAUCGGGUGUCUACAUUCAUCCGCGAGGGAUUGAGGGAAGGGGACGAUCUCAAUGAAAUGGUGGGGGUGGUGUCCCGUGUGCUUGAGACUGAACGGCACAUUGAAAAUGUUAGGAAGAUUGUAGCGGAGGUUUUGCGGAGGGGUAUGGAGUAG
Morchella sextelata is the source of this 324-nucleotide messenger RNA. RefSeq lists its product as uncharacterized. Lineage: Eukaryota; Fungi; Ascomycota; Pezizomycetes; Pezizales; Morchellaceae. The record is from RefSeq and is a predicted model, not a curated record. The transcript has a single exon. The coding region runs from base 1 to 324 and encodes 107 amino acids.